UUUGUGUCAAACUGUAAAUGUUUGUGAUCCAGGAGAGAUGGCGCAGAAAACACUUGACCAAGAAGCCUUUUCCUGCUCCGUGUGUUUGGAUCUACUGAAGGAUCCUGUGACUAUUCCCUGUGGACACAGCUACUGCAGGAACUGUGUCCAACAGCACUGGGACCAAGAGGACUACAAGCAGCUCUACAGCUGUCCUGAAUGUCGCCUCAACUUCAGCCCCAGGCCUGUCCUGGGUAAAAACAUCAUGUUAGCAGGUUUAGUAGAGCAGAUGAAGAAGACAGCGCCCCCUGCUGCCUGCCUCUAUGCCGGACCUCAGGAUGUGUCCUGUGAUGUGUGCACUGGGAGGAAGCUGAGAGCUGUCCAGUCCUGUCUGCAGUGUGUGGCCUCUUACUGUGAGCGCCACCUACAGCCUCAUCAUGAAGCUGCAGCGUUUAAGAAACACCAGCUGGUGGAGCCGUCUCACACACUCCAGGAAAACGUCUGCUCUGAACACGACAAACUGAUGGAACUAUUCUGCCGCAGCGACCAGCAGCUGCUCUGCUCCCUGUGUGUGGACCAACAUAAGGGUCAUGACAUAGUGACCUCUGCCUCAGAGAGGGCUCAGAGGCAGGCAGAGCUGCCGGCCAGGAGGGCCCUGCUGCUCCAGAGCCUCCAGCACAAAGAGACAGACCUGAAGAGGCUCCAACAGGAGGCCCAGGACAUCAGACGCUCUGCCCAGACAGCAGUGCAGCGCAGCGGGGACAGCUUCACACAGAUGGCCCUUCUCCUGGACAAAAGACGCUCUGAAGUGGAGCAGCAGAUCCGCUCCCAGGAGCAGACCCAACUGAGCCGAGUCCAAGAGCUCCAGGACCAACUGCAGCAGGACGUGAGGGGGCUGAAGAGGAGCCUCUCUGAGCUGGACACACUGGCCCUCACCCAGGAUCAUAACCAGUUUAUACAGGUCUACACUUCACUGUCCCCACACACACAGAGCACAGAGCCAUACACCAUUCACACAGGGGACUGGAGCUACUUUGAGGAAGUGACCAGAGCUGUGUCCAAGCUCAGAGACACACUCCAGCUCACUCUGAGUCCAGUCCAGGUUUUACUGGCACCAGCUGAACCCAGCUCCAGAGACGACUUCUUACAAUAUUCUACAGAAAUCACUCUGGACCCAAACACAGUUCACACCAGACUGUCUCUGUCUGAUGGAAACAGAAGAGUAACAGUUAAAAGUAUGGAACAGAGUUAUCCAGAUCAUCCAGACAGAUUCAGUGGUUGGUGGCAGGUCCUGAGCAGAGAGAGUCUGACGGGUCGCUGUUACUGGGAGGUGGAGUGGAACGUGAGGUGUGCUCGUAUAGCAGUUUCAUACAGAGAUAUUCAGAGGAAAGGAAACUUUGAUGAAUGUGCAUUUGGAGACAAUGAUAAAUCCUGGGCUUUACAGUGUGAAUCUAACAGUUAUUCAUUUUGGUUUAACUUAGUGAAGUCUCAGGUCUCAGGUUCAGUUGGGUUCAGAAUCGGGGUUUAUCUGGACCACAGUGCAGGUGUUUUGGCGUUUUACAGCGUCUCUGAAAGAACCAUGAGCCUCCUCCACAGAGUCCAGACCAGGUUCACUCAGCCUCUCUACACUGGAGUCUGGAUUUACAGGUAUUUUGGAGACACUGCAUAUUUCCCUAAACUCAAAUAGCAGCUUUGUUCUCCACAGUUUAGAAUCAAAUUUGUGUCUUGUAUUUUUAACUAUUCUGAUAAAAUUCUCUUCACGAGGAAAUAAAAAAGUUACAAAAUGAUUUUAAAAUGAGGAUUAGAAACAGACUGUUUUGAACAAGAAUCAGUGUUAAAAAAAACAACAUAAAAUCAGGACAAAAAUCAUAGUGUCACAAAUGUUUUAGAAUGCUCUUAAUGUGGAUCAGAAAUACUAUUACUACUACUACUAUUACUACUACUACUACUACUACUACUACUAUUACUACUAUUGAACUCAAAUUUGUAUGUAUUUUAUAUCAAACACAGUUUACUUUUUACUUUCAAUUCCAGUGUUAUUCCUCAUGUAAUGUAACGUUACGCUGUGCUCUGAAUUCAAAAGAGAUGAGAUCAAAUCCAGAACUAAACUAAAACUAAACCAGGACUAAAAUAAGACUAAACCAGGACUAAACAAUGACUAAAACUGGAGUAAAACAUUACUUAAAAGGAUUUAACCAGGAGUAAAACAUGACUAAAAGCAUGGACUAAACCAGGAAUAAACCAGGAAUAAAACCAGACUAUACCCAUUAUAAACCAACAAUAAACCACAACUAAAUCAGGACUAAACUAAAACUAAACCAAGAUUAAACCAGGACUUUACCAAAACUAACCCAGAAUUAUACAAGGACUAAAACAGGAAAAAAAACAGGAAUAAACCAGAACUAAAAGUGGACUUAACCAGGACUAAGACUGAAACAGGACUAUAAUAGGACUAAACCAGGACUUAAUCAAUACUAAAUCACAACUAGAGCAGGGAGAAAACAGGACCAAACAAGGACUAAUCCAGGACUAAUCCAGGUCUAAUUUAUAUACUAUAUUGUCUAAUCUCUACAUCUCUACACUGUUUUGAACUAACUUGAUUUAAAUUUUCAUUUCCAAUGUUUUUGUAAAAUAUGUCAAGUAAGUGUAAAGGAUGUAAAGUAAGUGUAUGUAAAUGUCAUGUCAGAUUGGAGCAGUGAUGGUGUGUGUGCUCUGUGUUUUGUGUUGACUUGAAUCAGAAUUGUAAAAGUUGUUCAGGGCCACAGAAUGAGGAACACUGGUUAUAUAAUGAUGAAGAGAAACAGCACCAUCUUUACACUGGAACUUUUCAAUCACAAAUACAUUCUGAAAUCAA
Boleophthalmus pectinirostris (great blue-spotted mudskipper) is the source of this 2833-nucleotide messenger RNA. Its product is annotated as tripartite motif-containing protein 16-like. The coding region runs from base 38 to 1666 and encodes 542 amino acids. Gene Ontology annotation, molecular function: zinc ion binding; protein binding. NCBI's taxonomy places the organism in Eukaryota, Metazoa, Chordata, Actinopteri, Gobiiformes, Gobiidae. The record is from RefSeq and is a predicted model, not a curated record. The transcript has a single exon.